Molecule: messenger RNA, 1905 nt
Organism: Rasamsonia emersonii CBS 393.64
Lineage: Eukaryota; Fungi; Ascomycota; Eurotiomycetes; Eurotiales; Trichocomaceae
Product: Transcription factor (SPT8)
Exons: 4
Coding region: 1-1905 (634 amino acids)
Molecular function (GO): protein binding
Source: RefSeq, a predicted model, not a curated record
AUGCCUUCGAUAGCAGACGAUGAUGAUGACCGCGAUAUUAUCGGGUCGCAGGACGGAAGUUCCGACAAUGAUCUCGACGAUCCCAUGAGAGACGCGGACGCGGACGCGGACGACGGCGACGGCGACGGCGACGGCGACGGCGACGGUGACGGUGACGGCGACAAUGAUCCAGAGGUCGACGCCGACCCGGAACCAGACCCCGAGAGUCCUUCAAAUAACAGCCAGGUAUCAGACGGCGUUGGAGACGCCUCUCAGCAAAACGCCGACGCCUCUAUAACCUCGCCGAGAGACCCCAAUGCGGCGUCCGAUUACCUCGCAGCCUUUCGUCCGACUGUGCGUCCAGAAUGCCUCACAGCUUCCACUUUCGACAUUGUGCCUACAACGGCUGCUCCUCACAGCACUUCCAUCAAUGCGGUGACAGCCACUGCGGAUAUGAGAUGGGUAUUCAGUGGGGGGUCGGAUGGAUACGUGCGAAAGUUCAACUGGGUGGAUUCGAUCAACGGCAAACUGAUGUUGACUGUUGCUCAAAGACACCCUUUCGUGGAUAGUGUGGUCAAGGCUGGCGUAUUGAUGACAUACUGGGAAAACAUGGAUGGGAACGCUCUCUCUCCUGUCUACUCACUUGCAGCUCACAGCCAAGGACUCUGGCUGCUUACUGGCCUGGAAUCGGGUAGCAUCCGUCUUCAAACCAUCCGCCACGAAGAGGUUUCGGUGCUGAACCUGACGCCGGACGAGAAGUCGCUUUUGUCAGGCAGCUGGGAUAAGAAGGUUCUGGACUGGGAUUUGAACACUGGUCAGACAAGACGUACCUUCACGGCGAGCGCUGGGCAAAUCUCAGCAAUUGAGAUUCGUCCAGAAUCGAGUGUUCCUGUUCCGCAGGAUACCAUCGACGUCCACCAAACCAAUGGCACCUAUUCGUCAAACAAUCAAGCGGAGACUUUCGGCUUCAUGAACGGUGCGGGCGACCACAAGCCCGGCGACGGCUCCAACCCCCAGGAAGGGUCGCCCGCAGACUCGCUCUUUGGAGGAGCGGAUUCGCUUUUCGGCGAUGCAGAUGGGGCUGUGGCUGACGGGGGAGCCCCGUCAGGUGAUGGCUUUAAUGAGGAAGAUGACAUGUUUGGCGGUGGGCUUGCAAACGGGGACCAGCAAUCCGGACAGGACGCACAAGGCGAGCCUGGGGGACCAGUACAAUCUAAUGGGGUUCAGGACCCGGCGCUCCCGUCGAUGGAUGCGGACCAAAAUGCUGCUGGUCCCGAUGCAGCGGCGGGAUCGAAUCCUACGGAGCCGCCUGCUGCGGUGAGCGAACCUGCUGUCAAUGGACUGCCUCAUGCCGAGGAAUUAGAGCCCUCAACCGCUGCUCAGGACACGCAAUCGUCAGAUCAGACGUCCAACAUCAUGACAGACCACACCUUCCUCGCAUCGUCGAUUGACGGCACAAUCCGGGUUUGGGACCGCCGGCAGCCGGACCCGGUUGCCCGCAUCUCGCCUCGCAAUACGCCGCCAUGGUGCAUGAAUGCGUGCUGGUCUCCCGACGGCAACUACAUCUACGCCGGCCGUCGGAACGGGACGGUGGAGGAAUUCAGCCUGCACAAGGGUCUGCGGAGUCCGGAACGAGUCUUCAAAUUCCCUCAGGGCAGUGGAGCCGUGACUGCGGUCAAGGCGAUGCCAAACGGGCGACAUCUUGUUUGCGCAUCCCACGAUAUCCUCCGUCUCUACGACCUCAAGGCCGAACCUACGCGCCACUCGACCGUUCCAUUCCUCAUCAUCCCCGGUCAUCGGACGGGUGUCGUCUCGCAACUGUAUCUUGACCCGGCAUGCCGCUUCAUGAUUUCCACGAGCGGGAACCGAGGCUGGGAAGGUAACACAACGGAGGUGCUACUGGGAUAUGAGAUCAAUGUCCCUUGA